GUGUGUGUGUGUGUGUGUGUGUGUGUGUGUGUGUGUGUGUGUGUGUGUGUGUGUGUGUGUGUGUGUGUGUGUGUGUGUGUGUGUGUGUGUAGAUGCCAGCUGCUGGUCCAUGGGUGUGAGUAGACUUGAUCUUUUCUACAGACGGCUGCUCCUCACCAAACUCUUCAUCGGGGGAUGGGGGAAGCCUGAAGACCUCAAAAGAAUAUUUGAGUUUCGUAAGAUUAUUGGGGACCGAGAGAAGUGCAAGUUUUUGGUGCCGGAGGAUUAUCCAGUUUACAUAAAUAAGACAGAGGAGCACGCUGACUGUCUCAUCCACGAUGGGUUCCUGAUCUCUCCUCUGGAACACCUGGUUCCUGGAAUCCUGCCUCCAGAGUCUGUCAAAGCCAGGUUCCAGUUUAUUGUUCCUAAGAGGUGGAAGAACCACAGACCAGUAUGCAUCCAUCUUGCCGGUACAGGAGACCAUUUUUUCUGGCGUCGGAGGACCCUGAUGGCUCGUCCGAUGGUCAAAGAAGCAGGAAUGGCCUCUCUGCUUCUGGAGAAUCCAUAUUAUGGAUACCGUAAACCCAAAGACCAACUGAGGUCCAGUCUGAAGAACGUCUCGGACCUGUUUGUGAUGGGGGGCGCUCUGAUCCUUGAGUCCACCGUGCUGCUCCACUGGCUGCAGAGGGAAGGUUACUGGCCUCUGGGAAUGACUGGAAUCUCUAUGGGAGGAUACAUGGCGUCUCUGGCGGUCACUAACUGGCCGAAGCCGAUUCCUCUGGUUCCCUGUUUGUCCUGGUCCACAGCCUCCAGCGUCUUCACCACGGGUGUUCUCAGUAGAGCAGUGAACUGGACGGAGCUGGAGAAGCAGUAUGCGAUAAACUCUGUGUAUGAAGAGGAGAUCAUUAAUCUGCUGGAGUACUGCGGGGCUGACUCCUUCAAGAUGUGUCAGGAGUUUUUAAAGGAUCCAGGGUCUUUGGGGGAUCUGCUGGGUCUCUCUGAGGACAGAACAUCGACCGGACAGAAAGCUGGACGGGGACUGCUGAUUGGAGGAGACCACGUAGACCAGCUUCUGUCCUCAGUUAGCAGCAGUGGGACCACAGUGGACUCCAUACAGAGAAGAGUCAAUGGGAACACGCACAGGGGGAAGAAGACGGAUUCAGACAAAUGCUGUCGGCCAUCUUUACACAGAGAGUCCAUCAGUUUCAUGAAGGGAGUGAUGGACGAGUGCACCCACAUGGCCAACUUCUCCGUCCCGGUGGACACCAGUCUGAUCAUCGUGGUCCAGGCCAAAGAGGACGCUUACAUCCCUCGUACCGGAGUCCUCAGUCUGCAGGAGAUCUGGCCUGGCUGUGAGGUCAGGUACCUGAAAGGAGGACACAUCAGUGCAUACCUGUUCAAACAGAACGUCUUCAGACAGACCAUAUACGACGCAUUCAACAGAUUCUGUGUGAAGUAUCCCAACCUGCACUAACCAUCGGAUCUGAACCAGGACCGGAACAAGAACCUGGACCUGGACUGGGACCAGUGUCCUUUUGCAGCAGCUCUGUAUAAGUUCUUUCUUAAGUUCUGCUGUAGCAUCCACUCUAAACCUGACGUGUAAACGAGUUAGUUUGUAACUUAAGUUCUGUCAUUGUUUGGUUACCAUGGAGACUUAAGAUUCAUUUUAACUAGUGGAGCGUAACGUCCAAACUAACCAAAAUAAUAACUCGAUGUGACCAAUCAGA
Labrus mixtus (cuckoo wrasse) is the source of this 1706-nucleotide messenger RNA. RefSeq names its product abhydrolase domain containing 18 (gene abhd18). Bases 110 to 1453 code for a protein of 447 amino acids. NCBI's taxonomy places the organism in Eukaryota, Metazoa, Chordata, Actinopteri, Labriformes, Labridae. The record is from RefSeq and is a predicted model, not a curated record. The transcript is spliced from 13 exons.